This is a messenger RNA of Dictyostelium discoideum AX4, 666 nucleotides long. RefSeq lists its product as hypothetical. Bases 1 to 666 code for a protein of 221 amino acids. NCBI's taxonomy places the organism in Eukaryota, Evosea, Eumycetozoa, Dictyosteliales, Dictyosteliaceae. The record is from RefSeq and is a predicted model, not a curated record. Gene Ontology annotation, cellular component: nucleus. The transcript has 2 exons.
AUGCCAAAAAUAAAAACAUCCAAAAAGAAAUAUCCUAGAGGAUGGGAUAUUAUAUCACCGACAUUGGAUGAAUUUGAUAUAAAAAUGAGAGAAGUCGAAGCAAGCCCAUACGAAGGUAAACGUAAAAAUGAAGUAAAUUGGCCAAUAUUUAGAAUUCAUCAUCAAAGAUCAAGAUAUGUAUAUGAAAAAUUUUAUAAAAACAAAGAAAUCUCAAGAGAAUUAUAUGAAUUUUGUUUGACAGAAGGUUAUGCAGAUAAGAAUUUAAUUGCAAAAUGGAAAAAACCUGGAUAUGAAAGACUUUGUUGUCUUAAAUGUAUUCAAGAUUUAAGCCAUAUCUGUAUUUGUAGAGUGCCUAAAAAGGAUUUGACUAAAGGAACAAUUUUAGAAUGUUCCAGUUGUGGUUGUAAAGGUUGUGCUGGUGCUUUUUCAAAUAAAAAUAAAAAUAAUAAAAAUAAUAAUGAUGAUGAUGAUGAUGAUGAUGAUGAUGAUGAUGAUGAUGAUGAAAACGAUAAUGAUGGUGAUAAUGAUAAUGAUAAUAGCAAUAGUAAUCAAGAAAGAGAAAAAGAUAAUAAUAAUAAAAAAAAAAAUAGUAAUAGUGAAAUUGAUGGAAAUCAAAAAAAUGAAAGCGAUAAUGAAAGCGAAAAUGAAAGCGAAAAUGAAAGUUAA